Molecule: messenger RNA, 399 nt
Organism: Dentiscutata erythropus
Lineage: Eukaryota; Fungi; Glomeromycota; Glomeromycetes; Diversisporales; Gigasporaceae
Source: the annotation of a GenBank genome assembly
AUGUCUACUGACGCAUACUUCGAAGAUUCAACUUACUGCUCGUUACUUGGCUUCCUGGAACACAAGCGUCCAACAGAAAAAGACAAAGCCUACAGUUUGUAUAAAGGAACACUUAGUUUCAUUUCUAAAGACGAUACCAUCAAGCCAAAACGAAGAACUCGCGCGAAAGCUUGUCUAAAACAUUUUAAGGUGAUGUUUCAUACUUUCUUUGUUAAAAUAUUUCCAUUUGACCUUUGUGUCGUACGUCAAUGGAGACUUACCAUCGUCCUAUCCCAUCCUCUUGUGACCUCUGUGUCGUUGAGGGAGCUAUUUUGUUCGACCUCUGUGUCAAUGGGGGAUGGCCUCAGUGCUGGUUUGGAUUUCACACUACCUCCUAACCUCUGUGUUGUGGAGUUAUGA